Opisthorchis viverrini is the source of this 357-nucleotide messenger RNA. RefSeq lists its product as hypothetical. The record is from RefSeq and is a predicted model, not a curated record. The coding region runs from base 1 to 357 and encodes 118 amino acids. Lineage: Eukaryota; Metazoa; Platyhelminthes; Trematoda; Opisthorchiida; Opisthorchiidae. The transcript has a single exon.
AUGAACGCUGGUGCACCCUUACCUGCGAAGGUGUAUCCUAACGCUACUCGGCCUAACCUGAGCAUUACUCUGGCCACGAGUCUUUCAUCCUCACAACGACACGCGCAAGUGAAAAACGGGGAUCCGUGUUCUGGUCUUCGUCCUUCUGCACACCCGGGUGAAUCCGGUUCGAUUGAUUCCCCACCUUCAUUUGGAUGGCCAAACUCUGUUCGUAUCACCAAUGAUGUUUGUGGCCAGUUCGGCCAGGUGAACCAAAUACCUGAGGUUGAGGUUGCUAAAUCACAACAACCGGCUUUGUUCGCUGCCCUGCCAUGCUCAGAACACUUGCUCACGACAAAUCCGGGUCAUAUUCAGUAA